This is a messenger RNA of Biomphalaria glabrata, 7953 nucleotides long. RefSeq lists its product as uncharacterized. Gene Ontology annotation, molecular function: DNA binding. The coding region runs from base 176 to 4078 and encodes 1300 amino acids. The record is from RefSeq and is a predicted model, not a curated record. Gene Ontology annotation, biological process: regulation of DNA-templated transcription. NCBI's taxonomy places the organism in Eukaryota, Metazoa, Mollusca, Gastropoda, Planorbidae. The transcript is spliced from 10 exons.
GAUACCUUUGGUCGCUCUCGGUAGUUUUCGGUAAAGCUCGUGUUUCACCGCCAUCUUUGAACAGAAGCAUCUAUGAGAGUAGAAGACCAGACUGUUUCCUUCUUGUUUUCGUGUUUAUUUCGAAAGGACUAUGCCAUGAAAAGUUAAAGGAACAUUUGGCCGCUGCUGACCACAAAUGGCGGUGAGAAUGAACCAAGAACCCGGCGGGUUCAAGCUUCUGGAGGAGGAUGCUCUGGACGACCGGCCGUGCCAGGCGGUCAAGACGUUCGUCUCCCAGGUGCUUGACCGCAAAGACAUGAAGGACCAGGAGGUGGCCAACAGUUUUCGUAAUCUGAUGGAGUACAGGGACUCAACCUCCAGCCCCAGUGCCUGCAGUGUGGCUACCUCCACCUCAGCCCUGGAUGGAGACAGGCUUAACUCCCCACCGUCUCCCUCCUCGCCUGGCACUGCACCAGCGCCCAUGGAUGACCAGCGGCUGCCCAACGAGCUUCUGGAUGAAAUCUGUGAGGACAUUGGAAUGAAGGAAGGCAUGGAGCUGGACUUUGUGGAGUACCUGAUGGAGCAGGACAGCAACCCACACAUCUACAUGACUCAAGAGGCCAUUAGCUCUGGAGCCUACAACAGUGCUGCUGGUUCUACUAUAUCAACACCGACAGGUAGUGCUAGUGGAGGCUCCAACAGUGGCAGUGGAAGUGGUAGCCAUGGCAGUAACAACAACAACGACACCAACAAAACCCUCACUUUGCUUAACCCACCAACAACUACCACUCCAAACUUCCUAUUCAAACCUAAUUUCAAUGACUCUGAUUGGUUGAACCAGUUUCCAAGUCCCCUGAUCCACUCAGGACAGUCCUCAGGAACCACAACUCUCCAGUCUUCGGAGAACAACAGCCCUUCCAACAAACGAAUUCAUUUAUCUGUAUCAACAGACACUAGUCCUAACAAAGGGCGAUCUCUGACACCACCUGGUUUUAACCAGCAAGGGUAUAGUCAAAUGAACAACCAGAACAUGUUUAAGAUGCCGCAGUCUGGGCCGCUGACCAAAAGGAGUCACUCCUUUCCUCAGGGGGCCCCAGCCUCAUCGCCUGUUCAGUCAACACACUCAAGUAGUAGCCAAGGGUCAAAUACAUCAUCGAAUGGUCACAAUGCUUUCUCCAGACCACAUGAGUUUUCUAUGAACCCUCCGUCCUCUGCUCAGCCGAGUGAUUCGAGUGACCAAGAAGACAAUAUGAUCAAGAAGGUACCAUGCAUAUCCCCUAAGCCGAUAAUGCCUACAUCGUCAACAUCAUGUGACUUCAUCAAGCCAGGUUCUCCAGCCUAUGUCCAGGGCCAGCUGAACCCAGCCUCUAUGGGGACAAGAGAUGGUAGUGUCUUCCAGAGAGUAGGGAAACAGCAGCCUCCACCACCUAAUAUAAAUGUAAAGUCUAUGCAGCAACAACCUCAGAUGCAGCAACAACAACCACAACAGAGAUGGCUUGGUCCCCUUCAGAAGCAGGCCCACCAGCACCCCAAUUACUUCAACAAAGCAAUGUACACCCCUGGACAUUAUCAACCCCAUCACACCCACCCUAACAUGAGCCAUGUCCACAUGCCCCAUAUGGCUGGCCCCCCUGGACCGCACAAUCCCCCCAUCAGAACCCCGGUGGACUCGCCACUUGAUCAAGGGUACUUCUCCAAUGAGUCGGCGGGCAAUUGCAGCAAUGGCUCUGCCCCGUCCCCAGCAUUCACCACAUCCUCCAUCUCCUCCUACUCUUCCAUCUCCACCAUGAUGCCAGCUGACCAGUCGCAGAGCUACCAGAAAAGUUCCAUCAUGCAACAGCAACCACAGCAGUCUCAAGGAAUGACAAAUAAUCGACCUAUGGGUCAGAAGUCUGUUCACUUUGCUGAUUUGCCAGAAGGCAGCCCACCAACAUACAACCAGAAUAAUGCAGUGGGAAUGGAUAUCAAACCCUCCUUUGGUCCUAAUGCCCAGGCGGACUGUGCAUUUGAUGGAGACAGCAAUGGCCAGUCAAAAGGUAUGCAGUCAAUGAAGAUACUUCCAAGGAUAAACCACAACAUGAAGUCUGGGGUGGCCCCUUACACUGUGCCUAAUCCCAUGAUGGGCCCACCAGGCCCUGGAGGAUAUGAUUUUAGCAAUAGGUCUACUUGUGCCAUGAAUGGUCCCAGCGGUGAGCCAGGAAACCCUGAAGCCAUGCAGGAGUACAUGUCCAAGUCCUCUCCAAUCAACGGCAGCAAUAACUCUUUCUAUGUGGACGGGAACCAGAACAUGAUGAGAAUAGACUCUAUGGCAGAAUACCCCCCUCCAUCAGGUGCUCCACCCUCAUCAAUGAUGCCCCAACAGCAAGGUGAAUAUGGUGUUAUGAGGGCUGGUCAGCCAAGAUAUGGAAUGGAUCACCAGUUCACACCAAUGCAACAACAGCAAACAGCCGCCCACUCCCAGCAUGGACCGUCCACAAGCGAGCCCAUGCCUCCACCUACACACCCGCAGAUGCAGUCUAUGCAACAGCAGCAACAUUCACACCAUCACCCAACACACUUCUCUAGCUGCUCUCACAAUGGGCAGGGCAUGGGACCUGAGUAUGGGCCCCAUAUGAACAACAUGCAAAUAACAAACAAUAACACCUCUGGCAAUUUUCAGAUGCCCUUGGCCAUGUCAACGCCUAUAUCUAAUAGAACUGGUCCAAACAGUAGAAUGGGAGGCCCUUAUGGCCAUCAGAUGGGGCCACCACCCUAUGAAAAUUCAUAUGGGCAAGGAAGUCACCCUGAUAUGUAUUCAUCGCAAACUGGACAGAACCAUCAACCUUCUGGUCAGCCAUCAGUGCACAGGGGAUGGGGACCUGCUGGACCACAAAACAUGCAUAGCAACGAGGAGCUGCAAAUUCAAAUCAGCAGCAUGCAUCAACAGAAUGUACCUAUGAAAGCUGGGCUCCAGCCACCACACCCUCAGGGUUUACCUCACAUGCAGCCGAGCCCAACGCCAGGUUGUGCUGCACCUGGGGCACAUAUGCAGGAAAUGAACAUGAUGAACACAGCUGUGCACAUGGGGCCCCCACCACAUGCACACAUGGGAAUGCACCCUGAGUAUGGGCCCUGCAUGGGCAUGAAUUGCAACACUUGUAAAAUGGCCCAGUCGGGAGGUAGUCCAACCCACCCACACAUGGGCCCUUGCACAGGGCCCAGCUGCCCUACAUGUAAGAUGAAUCAAAGCAUGCCAACUUCGUCAAACCACGCAGGCCCAUGUGGGGGUGCAGCAUGCUCUGCCUGCAAAAUGCAGCAAGUCAACCGACCUCAGAUGCUGUCCUCCCAGCAGAAGUUCAUCCAGCAUCUCAUCAUGGAUGAAGGGAACUCUGCGUACAGGUCGCACCCGUUGUUUCCCCUGCUGCGAGAUCUGGUCAUAGCAGAAAUGAACUUUGAUAACCCACGAUUUCAUUAUCAGCAACUGCUGAGCCACCUGCCCAACGACUUUCCAAAACUUUUACAAAACUUCUUACACAGGAACCCACCGACAGGGCAUUACCAGAGCAAUCAGGCAGUUGAGAGUGUGAUUAUGGAUAGCUUACGAUUAGCUCACAGCAACCUUGUAGAUAAAAUUAGGCACAGGCAAGAGAUAGAGAAAAUAAAAGCCAACUCUUCAGCAUCUCUUAGAUCUAUGCAAGAAUUCUGUAACAAAUUUGACCACUCUGUUGGUGCUACUAUGGUGAGACCAGUCCCCAAUGGGGUACAAACACUGACAAUAGGGCAUAACAUGGGCAGUUAUCCAGAGAGUGGCUACAUGCAGCCAGGGAUGUCUCAUGUGAGUUACAGGUCUAUGAAAGAUGGUACAGAGAUUAUGGCAGAGACAUUAGCAGUAGCAAGUCCACAAGCUAAAACUGAGUCAAAGAAACAUCCAAGUUUGCCUAAGGAGGCAGUGAACAUGAUGAUGGAGUGGCUACGUAAUCACAAAGACAAUCCCUAUCCAAAUGAUGAUGAAAAAGCAAUGCUCAUCAAACAAACUGGACUGUCCAUCAACCAGAUCAACUACUGGUUCACCAAUGCCAGGAGGCGUAUUCUCCCCAAGUGGGCGCAGUGCAAGACUUGAGAGAGAUUAGUUUCUCCCUAGAACUAGAUCUGGCUGUUCAGUCAUUUGAACUCAAACGACUUGUUAGGAUUUGACUUGUUAUAGGAUUGUUAUCUGUUUUAAUACAAUGUCACAACUUGUAAUGACUUCACAAACAUUUGGCUAUCAUAUAGGAAAACAUAAGAAAUCAAAGUAAAUGUUAGAAAUUGAUUUCUUUCAAGCCUGUUUUAACAGUUAAGCAUUUAGCUAUUAGAUUAAAAGUUUUCUGUUUAAAUCAUGGUGAGGGAUUUGCAGAUGCAUAUUAAAAGUGCAUUUGAGCUUAUAGCUCAGCACAACUCUGAAUUACAAACCAUCGGCUGUGGAUAGAUAAAAGGGACAAGACCUUAUGUCUUUGGUCACAUUGGCAGGGGAAGAAAGGUAACCUUCCUCCAUUAAUCCAUUGAAGCCAAAACAUUUUUUUCGAACAAUGUGCCAGUAAUUACAUAAUCAACUGCACUUUAACAAUAAAUACAAGGAAAUGUUAUUACCAAUUGUUGGUAUAAGCAGUUUAAAUUUUAUUUUAUUUUUUGUGGUUUAAAGCAGAAAAACAAACAUAUUGCCUUGAUUAGCAACCUUCAUUUCAUUUGAAGUGUCAAUACAGAGAAUGAAAGUCUAUGCAAUAAAUGGCAGGUUCAUUUUGUGUCUAGUUUUCAGUGCCUCAAUAAUAGACAAUUGUUGACAGAAUAGCCUAACGAUUUCUUCAUAAUAAGUUAACCACCUCAUAAUAAAUGUUUUAAAAAAAAGUUCAAUUGUCCAUGGUCACUAGAGAAAUUAAAUUUUAGACACAAACCAGCCAUUUUUACUUCUCAAUCAAAAAAUGUUUUAUUUCGGGCCAUUGAAAUCAACUAAAUCAAAAUGGAUAAUGAAAUCAUAUCAAUGUAACUGUCUUUUCAAAUCCGAAUUAAAAUUUCAUCUUUUAUUUAGGAACAAAAUGAUAUUAUGUCCAUCUGUCUUGUUGUUUUUUUUAACAUCUUUAAUGAAUUUACCUUGAAAUAAGAAGCACAAAAUAUUUUAUUUCAGAGCAUCUUCUGUAUUUUUUUUUUUAAACUUUACAGAACAAUAGAAUAGUUUUAAUGUUUUUAAAUGCUAAUUUAAAACUAGCAACAUAUAAAAAUUUUUGAACAAAAAAGUUGAAAAAAUUUUUAGACCAUGAUGUGUUUGUUUUUUUUGUGUACAUUUUUACAUGCAUAUCUUUAAGUUCAUUUUAUCACCAGUUUUUUAUUCAGUGAGAUAGAAUAUUUAUCAGUGCUAGAACUAAGCCCUGUUUGAAAGAAUUCGUUUUCUUUAUUCUUGGUGAAAAUGUGUUCUCAGGCAUCAAAAAGCAAAGGCACUUUUAAGUCUCAACUGUAUCAAUAGAAAUCUUCUGAUUUGAUUGUUUCUAUGAAAACCACAUGAGGCAAGAAAGAACCUGUGUACAAAUCCUAUAUCUCCCUAUGUAGUUAGUUCUUUUCCUAGUAUUCAACUGUAUCACUUGUAAUAGAUCUUUUUUAAGUACCUUAAUAUAUAUAUAUAUAUAAAAUAUAUGUUUUGUCCAUAUUGACUCCAUGAUUUAACUAAUGUACAUAGUGUUAUAUAUAUAAAUAUACAUAUAUAAUAACAAAACAAGCAACAUGGUAUCCCAUAAUGUUUUUAUAUGUUCUAGGUUCACAACAUAAUUGUGUACAGUAUAUUUAUAUCUAUAUAGCUGUAUUAUGUGCAGAGUCUCUUUUACUUGGUAACAGAGUUGAAUGUGUGUUCAAGAAUGCAGAGAUCAUUUCAGUCCCUGAAACUUUGAAGAGUUCCUUGUGUACAUACUCUCCCUCCACAGAGGAUUAAAAAAAAAAACUUGUGUUCAUUGACAAAUGCAGUCAAAUCAGUUCUAGUUUUGUAUGGUGAGAAUCUUGAAGUCUAGUAACAUAAUAGUUUAUUUGAUCUCAUCGAUUGAUAGUUUUUUUCUUUCUUGCUCAAGGAUGAGCGCAGUGUCACUUCCUUUGGACACUAAAGACAGAUGCCACUUCAUUGUAGCUCCAGAAGUUUCUUUCAGUUUUGAUUGUGAACAUUUGUGUGAGGACAUACAGCCAAGAAUCUCUUGUGCUGGCUUGAGCAACAGGGAAAUAGUUUUAAUAACAAGUAUUUGCCCACGUUUGUAAACUUUCAUCAUUUUAACAUUAAAUACUUCUAUUUUUCUAGAACAUAAAACUAGAUUUAAUUCUAUGUAUACAAAUUACGGUACAGUAUUUAAAAAAUUUUUUUUUUUUCUAGAUUCUAUACAUUUUGUUUUUCUUGAACUUCAGAGGGAGAGGAAGCUAGAUCUAUGAGUUUAGAUUCUUGGGCUUAAAGCCAAAUCUUUUUUUCUAUACACUUUCAGUGUCAGCACUACAUGGCAUGUCCCCAAUCAUUGUUUCCUGUUGGGGACUGUUGCUGUCUACUUUGUUCCCGCCUCUUCAUAUCUUGUGUAUGUUUGUGUACCAGUGCCAUAUUUCUGAGAGAAGGAAGCUAAUAGCCCAACACCAUACAAUAAUAAAUUCUUGGUUUCUCCGUCCUUACUCUCAUGUAUAGAGUAGUGAAGAAAGCGCCUUAUUUCACUUUUUCCCACAAUUCAUCUUCCAUUAAAUUUUGUUUCGUUUCUCCUAAGAUCAUGCCCAUUUUUAUCUCUCUAAAUAAUAUGUUAAAUUAAUUUUUUUAAAUAUUUUUUUUUUUAAAUGAAUGUCUUUUUUUUGUUUGUUUGUUUUUGUAAUUUGAAAAGAAUUUGAAAUAUAUAUGUACAUAUACAGCGCUACUUAAUGUGGAUAUAAUAAUUAAUAUAAUUGUUUCCAUUUUUUUUUUGGUAUAAUGAUAUAAAUGCACUCCAUAAUUUUUUGGAAGAGUACAAACCACUCUAUAAUGUUAUCAUUCUGUACCCAGCAGGUACAGAGCAGUCCAUUGAGCUGAGACCUUGUGGUUGUGUCUUGUGUUGUGAUGAUCACUUACUAUGUACUUGUCUAGUGGCCUUAACCUUCACAUGUUGUGCUAUACACCCAUCCACCCCAAUAUUUUUUUUUUUUCUGUUUGUCUUAGCAAAACUACAAACCAACUCUAGUGCCUUUUUCAAGUGAUAUCUUAUUUCUCUGUUCAUGUUAACUAAGUCUACUGUGUGUUUUUGAAGCUUACUGUAUGUUUUAUAAGCCCUCAAGUGGACUGUGUCUAUCAAGUAUAUUUAUAUACCGUAUAUUUAUAUGUAGGUAGUUAGUGAUGUCACUAGGUUGAGCACUUGUGUAAAAUACCCUAUUGCUUCAGUUCAAACUUAAUUUAUUAUCAAACAUAGAUCUGAACUUUUGUACAUUAAGACCUUUAUGUAGUUUUAAAAACUGCCCAUUUUUUUGUGUAUUAAUGGCAUCUUCAUUUUCAGUCUACUUAACUUGGCAUUUUAGUAUCAACACUUUUUUACAAUCAAACAUUUGGAUCUAUUUCAACUCUUGGAAUCUAUGUAUUUUGUAAUUCUAGGUUUAUUUGAUAUGUGUAAAUAUAAACUUAAAAAAAAUGGAGAAAAAAAAAAAGCCAAAAUGUAAAGAAUCAUUUGACAUUUUGUGAUUCAGAAUGUAAAUAAAAAAAAAUUUGGGGAUUUUGACCACUCGCCUUUCUGCAUUUUAUUUGGAACUCUUGCCCUCCACAAUGUUUCACUAUUACUGCUUGCUGCAACAGAUUUGAAACUGUUCAUUUUGAUAGAGUUGUUUUUUUUUUUACAUUUUUUAAAACUAUUUUUGUCCAGAACAAAUCGAGUACGUCAUUAUUUGUGUCCACCAUUUGUCUAGAGCAGCUGUGUUAGACAAUGUGUGAAGCGUGUGUCACUUUGAGUUCACAAACAAACUAUAAUACAGUUCAUGAAUUUGAAAAACUUG